Cryphonectria parasitica EP155 is the source of this 722-nucleotide messenger RNA. RefSeq lists its product as uncharacterized. Lineage: Eukaryota; Fungi; Ascomycota; Sordariomycetes; Diaporthales; Cryphonectriaceae. The coding region runs from base 143 to 304 and encodes 53 amino acids. The transcript has a single exon. The record is from RefSeq and is a predicted model, not a curated record.
AACAACGGAUCCAAGAGCAUAUCCAAAUGCUCGGUUCGACCACUUCAACUUGGUCAACCACUCCUCUCUUGUGCUUUGUCAAGCCUUGGCUUGAUGAGGACCCCCUGUUCAGCUGAGCUCUUGACCUAAUAGGCACACUAGCAUGCAGGUUGGGCUUACACCCGUUGAUGUGCUUUUCUCUCUCUCUCUCUCUCUCUCUCUUUGCUGCCGCAGGCAAGUGCUUGACGUGGCUCCUAUCGCCGAUACGAGGAUCGGUUGGGGUGACCGGCCCUCGUGCUCAGUCCGGAUGGAUAGAUCGUCAUGAGUCCGUCCGUAGUGAAUUAAUUGCGGCCAAGUGGACCAGUGUGAGAGGAACAGCGCUGGACUCGGAUGAUUCAGGCAGCACGAGUAAUAUGGGUAUUGCGACCAAUCGAAUUCAAUGUCCACACACACUCACACACGCAUACACGCACACACACGCAUACAUUCCAGUAUACCUGUGAACAAAAUUGGAUUGGGCCUCCACUGACCAGCCUAACGGCCUCACAACAACAAAGAACAGAGUCAGCGGGGGGAGCUGAAGGUUCGAUCGAUACUUGGCGCGCAGUGCUACGAAUUUUGGUUAGUGGUGUGAACUUGCCGCAUUGGCGGAUCCAGACUAUCCGGCCGUUUCGCAUCACUAGCAGUACAGGCAGACGUGACUAUCAUGAAAGGAGCAGGAGACUAUCAGGUGUCAAUUUACU